Plasmodium coatneyi is the source of this 3303-nucleotide messenger RNA. Its product is annotated as SICA antigen. Bases 1 to 3303 code for a protein of 1100 amino acids. Lineage: Eukaryota; Apicomplexa; Aconoidasida; Haemosporida; Plasmodiidae. The record is from RefSeq and is a predicted model, not a curated record. The transcript is spliced from 6 exons.
AUGAAUGAUAAGGAUGAGGAUGAUGAAGAGAAUGAAGUAAGAUGCGAAGAAGUGAAUAAAAAGGGAAGGACAAUGACAGAACAAGAAAAGAAGGAAUGUGAGUUCAUUCUGAAGAACUUGGUAAGAAUAUGGAAAAUGGGCAGAAGAACAAACAGUAAGGAAAAAGCUGAUAUAAGAAUGAAAGAACACUUGUACUGUAUAGUACUAAAUAUGUGGUUACAUGAGUACUGGGACGUACAUUGUGAAGCAAAACAUGUUAUGAACAGUGCAUAUGAUACAAUGAACAAUUUGUGCCAAGCGUUCAAUAAGGGAAAAAAUUGUACAGAGUGUAAAUAUGGGACGUUUAAGUCCCUGAAAGUAAACAAAAUGGAGAUGUUCGGAUAUAUUUAUGAUGCUGUGAAAAAAGAAAGAACAAUUAUGAGCAUAAUAAAUAGUAGAGGAUCAAAGAAAGAUUGUCCAAAACAGAAAAAUGCUGUAUCAACAGUACAUGAUUUGAACAUUAAUAGUAUAAUUACUAUGAAGGGUGGACAUCCACCAACAAGAACAACACGGGUUCAGCAACGUCCUCUACAGAGCAGGCUGGGGCAGAGCAGAAUGGCACAAACACGCCCAUCCAACGGAGAAGAAAUUUGGAAGCAAAUAAUACGGAAAUGGUUUACAGAUAUGAGGAGGUACCCUAAGAUAAAUAAUAUUGUUAAUGAUAAAAUAUGGGGUAGAAUGCAAGAAAUAUUUAAUAAUCUUAUGGGCACAAUUAAAAAGGGGGAGCAGGAAAUAAUACGAAGAACCUGUGAAACAGGAAUGUAUACCGGCGGGGAAAAUAUAACACCAUGGGAAGACAAGGACAAAGAAUUAUGCAAAGCUAUGAUGAAAGUUGUACUAUACACUAAUGGGUUGACGCAAGAUUUAGCAGUAAUUCAACACGUGUCAGGAAUGGUAGGAGGGUGGGUAGGUACGCACUUAAUGGAAAGGACUGAUGAAAAGUGCAGUAGGUUCAGUGUACAGAAUGCACGAAUAGGAGGAAAACUAAUUAGUAAGACUAUAGGAGACUGGAUAGAAACGGGGGGGUGGAAGAAGAACGAGAAAGUAGAGAAGUAUGAUUUGGUUAUGGGACAGGCGCAAAGUUGCAACGGGGAAGGAGCAAGUGAAAGAGGCAGGAAGGAUACUGCAGGAGGAGAGGAAGAAAAUGAGGAACAGAAGGACAUAGAAGAAAAAGUUAGCGGAAUAAAGGAAAUAAUGAAGAAAGGAGAAACACUAUCACAGACAGGUGCUGACAAAGUAGUGAAGAAAAUUGAAGAGAAAAAGUUAACAAACGACAGUGAAAUAAUGGAGGCAUUAGAAAAGGAGGUUGAGGAGGAAAUUAAGGAAGAAAAGAAGGCUCAGGGAGCAACACUGAGUAGAAAGGAAAGUUCAGCAGAGGACGGUCAGCUGGCACGUCCACCACCCCAGCUCCAAGCAUCAUCACUCGUAAGCACCUCCAAUGAUCAAGUUACUCCUCCUAAAGUAACUGAUCCAUGCUCCUCCACCCAAUCAAAUCCAGAAGAACAGCAGAAAAGAGAAGCAAGUGAACAGAAAGGGAAAGAACUAAGAGCUGCAUGGGAGGAAAAAAAGCAGAAAGUGUGGACGCCGAAUGGACAAUUAAACCAGGGUGAAAUAGAGAAAGAUGUGAAAGAAAUGUUGGAAGAGCUAAAGGAUUAUAUGGUAAUGAAGGAACAAAAUACCUGGAUACCGCAAAUAUGUGGAGAUUUAAAUCACAGUGAAGGGAAGAAUAAGACGAAUCAAAUAAAAGGAAUAUGCAAAUCCUUAGUGAAAGUAAUAUACUGGAUAGAAGGCAGAAGCAACGAUGGGAAAAGCUGGAAGAAGGAAAAGGGAAAGAAGGAAGGGUGGGACAAGUACACGAAGUGUGUAAUAGGUCAUACCGUUAUAUUGAAAAUAAUUGAGGAUAAGUGUGAUAUAAAGCAGGUUUUAAGCAUCUUAUCUCAGGCUAUGCAGGGAACCGCCCAGAAAUUUCCAAAAGGGAAGAAUGGAAUGGACUGUGACUGGGUUCAAGAAAGUGAUAUAAGAGAUGGCAGAACAUUAAUGGGUGUACAAAUAGAUGAAUGGUUCAGGAAAGCGACAAGGAACCGAAAUGGUGUGAAAGGAUUGGAUAAUAUAAAGGAAUGGAUGAAAUGUGGACCACAAGGCAAGGAACAAGAAAAAAGAGAGCAAGAACAGAAAGGAAGUUGCAAUAGAAACAGAAUUAUAGACUUACUAGGAGCAGGUCGAUCAUCACAAUUACGAGACCUAGUCAAUACGGACCAUGACAGUCAAGGGAAAAAGGCAAACAUGGAUCCUGAACAGAAGGAAGGUAAGGUAGCGCACAAUGACAGAAUGGAUGGUAUCCCUGAUAUUAAUGAAGGUUUUAUAGAUUCAUCCGGUAGUGGCCCUAAGAAUGUACUCGAUGGUAUUGAACAGCUUACAUUUGGCAAUGCGGGGCCCAUUAUAAUUACUAAAUCAGUUACUCCCGAUAUUCCUAUUCCUCCCUAUAUUGGAGUGAACAAUAACAGCGGUUUACCUACUGCAGGCUCAGGUUCAGCAGCUGCAGGUGAUCCCGUUGUUGUUAGCAGUGGCGAGAGUGGUGGUCCUAUUAGUCCAGGUGGUCCAGAUGAUCCAGCUCGUGGUGGAGGUGGUGGUACUUACCUAGGUGGUUCUCACAAGGAUACUGUAUCCACUGGUAUUACUCAACCGAAUGGUCAACCUCAACAACCACAAUCACCUCCCGCAAUAGGAGGACUAAUUGUUAGCAAGAUUGACAACCUUUCUGAUCACCUUACCCCAUACCUUCCUAUCAUUCCUGUCCUCAUUGGUACUUCUGUCAUAAGUUAUCUCAUUUGGAAGCAUUUUUUCCUUGGUAAAAGAAGAAAACGUUACAGAAGAGCUCAUCAUGUAUCUGGUCCUCCAACUGUGGAUGAACCACUCCUUGAUCAUGUGGACGACCAGGAUGAUGGUCCACAUGAAUAUACUUUAAUAAAGGAACGAAAACCUCGUUCUACGCCUAAAAAAAGGAGGAAAAAACGGGGCGUUGGUCGCCGCGCUGGUCGUCGUGGUGUAGGUCACCGCACUAUUAUUGAUAUUCAUUUAGAAGUAUUAGACGAAUGUCAAAAGGGGGACCUAUAUUCGACGAAGGAAGACUUUUUUGAAAUAUUGGUUCGAGAAUUUAUGGGAAGCGAAUUUAUAAAAGAAGAAAAUAUUCCUAAGGAGCAGGUCCCAAGGGAACAGGUUCCAAGUUCAGAUUGCGGAUUUAGGGAGGAAGACUUUUCUUCCUAA